Poecilia reticulata (guppy) is the source of this 1101-nucleotide messenger RNA. Its product is annotated as nodal homolog 2-A-like. Lineage: Eukaryota; Metazoa; Chordata; Actinopteri; Cyprinodontiformes; Poeciliidae. Gene Ontology annotation, cellular component: extracellular region. The record is from RefSeq and is a predicted model, not a curated record. Gene Ontology annotation, molecular function: cytokine activity; growth factor activity.
UUGGUUUUGAGUCCCUGUGCGCAGCCAUUUCACGGGAUGCUUCCCGACGCGCUGCUCCGAGGGAUGGCGGGUCGCUCCGUCGGCUCCAGACGCGCCGGAAACAGGCUUCCGUUUUACAUGAUGCAGCUCUAUCGGACGAUGAGGACCGAGGAUCGGACCAGACAGGACAUCCCCGUCCUCCACGAAUCCGACUCUGUGACCAGCCUAGUCGCUAAAAGCUGCCAUCAGAUCGGCGAGAAAUGGUCAGUUACCUUCGACUUGUCCUCCAUGUCUCCGAGUGAUAACAUCCACCUGGCUGAGCUCCACAUCCGCCAGCCUGCCUUCGCAGAGUCUUCCACUGCCUCUCUAGACAUCUAUCACUCCAACUGGGAACGGUGUUCUGAUACGGACUGCUCAGAGAGCAGGCUGCUUCUGGGACGCCUGAGAGCUCAUCCAAGCUCAGUGGUCUUAACCUCAGCAUGGAGAGUAUUCAACAUGACCAAAAUGAUCCGUCGCUGGCUUUAUCAGAGACCCCCAGUUCAGAGAAUGGAGGAUGGUGUAGCUCAGGUGAAAGAGGAUCAUGAGCAGCAGAGAAUCCAGCACCCAACGGCCAACAGGGUGAUGAUAGUGGUCUUCUCUAGGCAGAGCCCACGCAACCAGCGAAUGCCAACACUGAUCCGCACAGCAGAACACUCCAAGCACGUCAACCUGGACAGGGUGCCGACUGCCAGGAUGAGGAGCAACAAGGCAAAGAGGCAUGGACAGAAAUGGCAGAGACAGAGAGACACUGCAAGGAAGGAGAAGCAAAGUAAUCUCUGCAGGAAGGUGGACAUGUGGGUGGACUUUGAGAAGUUCAAUUGGAGCGAGUGGAUCGUCUAUCCCAAACGGUUCAAUGCUUAUCUUUGUGAAGGGACAUGUCCUACACCUGUAGAUGAGAUCUUCGCUCCAACUAACCAUGCAUACAUGCAGAGCCUGUUGAAUCUUCACCAACCAGACAAAGUACCAAGCCUGUCUUGUGUGCCCACACGCCUGGCACCACUUUCAAUGCUGUACUACGAGAACGGGAGGAUGGUGAUGAGGCAUCAUGAGAAUAUGGUCGUGGAGGAAUGUGGCUGCCACUGA